This is a messenger RNA of Delphinapterus leucas (beluga whale), 2485 nucleotides long. RefSeq names its product MKKS centrosomal shuttling protein (gene MKKS). Gene Ontology annotation, cellular component: nucleus; kinociliary basal body; cytoplasm. The record is from RefSeq and is a predicted model, not a curated record. Gene Ontology annotation, biological process: developmental process; intracellular transport; cilium assembly. NCBI's taxonomy places the organism in Eukaryota, Metazoa, Chordata, Mammalia, Artiodactyla, Monodontidae. Gene Ontology annotation, molecular function: ATP binding.
AGUUUUCCAGUUUCAAUAACUUGCUGAGAUUGACACUGAAUAAGCUCCGCCCCCUGUUCUUUCCGAUUCCAGCCACCGCGUUCUCGGCUGAGAACAUCACGAAAACCCGGAGAAGAGAAAUCCGAGUGGGACCGGCGCCAACCACAGAGCUGCGCGUGCUCCGUCUCCAAGCUCGGGGCGCGAGUUGCCAGGACUGGUGGCUGCGGCUGCGUGGUGCUCGGCUUCAGGGGCCUGCGGGCGGCGGCUGACGGGGCGGCGCAGCGGCGGGUGCGCAGAAAGAAGCAGCUUUGAGUCUGAGCUUGAGUUUGAAAGAAGAAAUGAAAAAUAGCAAUUGGAUCAGAAAGAACUGGCUUCUGGUAGCUGGGAUUUUCUUCACAGGCAUCCAUCUCGGAACAUAUUUUAUACAGAGAGCUGCAAAACAAUCUGCAAAGUCUCAGCCUGAACGCAAACAAAAGAGUUUGAAUAAUGAACUAAAAUAAAUAUUUGGAAUUACUAAUAUGUCAUUACGCCAUUGCGUGCCGAUUAGUAUCGUAAGCAUGGAGCUAAGUAUUCAAUUUUAUAGCCACAACGCUGUAUAUUCGGACUUUCAUUCCUGAAGGAUAAUCUUGUUAAAUGUUGAAACCCACCACAAUACAAUAAAUAGAAAACUCUGGUUAACAAAAUAAAAGCUGUCUUCACAAAUUACCACCUGAAGUAAGAUGUCUCGUUUAGAAGCUAAAAAGCCCUCAUUCUGUAGAAGUGAACCACUGACAAGCGAACGAGUGAGGGCCACCCUCUCUGUCUUGAAAGGCAUCGUCACAUCCUGCUAUGGCCCAGCAGGCAGGCUGAAGCAGCUGCACAACGGCCUGGGGGGCUCUGUGUGCACAACCUCCCAGUCGGCAGCCCUCCUCGCCAACCUGCCAGUCACCCAUCCCAUUUUAAAGAUACUGACAACUUCUGUGCAGAAUCACGUGUCCUGCUUCAGUGACGGCGGCUUAUUCACAGCCAUUCUUUGCUGCAACUUAGUUGAAAAUGUUCAGAGAAUAGGUUUGACACCCACCACUGUCAUUAAGUUAAAUAAGCAGCUUUUGAACCUCUGCACCAGUUACCUAAAAUCUGAGGCCUGUGGUUGUCGAAUCCCAGUCAACUUUAGUAGCACUCAGAUCCUCCUCUGUUUGGUGCGCAGUAUAUUAACAAGUAAACCUGCCUGUAUGCUCACCACAAAGGAAGUCGACCAUAUCAGUACUUUAAUUCUGAGAGCCUUUCUGCUUAUAAUUCCAGAAAACGCCCAAGACCACAUCAUUUUAGGAAAGAGUAUAAUUGUCCCUUUAAAACAUCAAAGGGUUAUAGAUUCUACUGUGUUACCUGGAAUACUUAUUGAAAUAUCAGAAGUUCAACUGAUGAAGAUAUUACCUAUCAAAAAAUCAGAUUCCUUUAAGGUGGCACUCUUUUGUGUGUCUUUAUCCGGAGACCUUUCUGAUACUGGAGAAGGAAAUGUGGUGGUGAGUUACGGAGUUUCUCUUGAAAAUGCAGUCCUGGACCAGUUGCUUAACCUGGGAAGGCAGCUAGCUAGUGAUCACGUAGAUCUUGUCUUGUGCCAAAAAGUUAUACACCCAUCUUUGAAGCAGCUUCUCAGAACGCAUCAUGUUAUUGCUGUAGACAGAGUUGGAGUGGCUGUGAUGGAACCCCUGAGUAAAGUGACAGGAACAAGGCCUAUUGGUUCCUUGGACUCAAUCUCUCCCAGUAGUUAUGGAAGUGUGAAAGAGCUGUGCACUGCAAAAUUUGGCUUCAAACAUUUUUUUCAUCUUAUUCCUAAUGAAACAACUGUCUGCAGCUUGCUUCUCUGCAACAGAAAUGACACAGCCUGGGAUGAACUGAAGCUCACGUGUCAAACAGCACUGCAUGCUUUGCAGUUAACAAUCAAGGAACCAUGUGUUUUAUUAGGAGGUGGCUGUACUGAAACUCAUUUGGCGGCAUAUAUCAGACACAAGACGCGUAGCGAGCCAGAAGGCAUUCUUAGAGAUGACGGAUGUACCCAGACAGAACUCCAGCUGAUCGCUGAAGCAUUCUGCAGCGCACUCGAAUCUCUCGCUGGCUCUUUAGAACACGACGGAGGUGAAAUUCUCACUGAUGGGAAGUAUGGACACUUUUGGUCAGUUCAGGCUGAUUCUCCCUCUGUUGUGAACUGGCCAGAUUUGCUUUCAAGAUGUGGCUGUGGACUUUACAGCAGCCAGGAAGAACUUAGCUGGUCCUUCUUAAGGAGUGCUCGUCUUCCUUUUGUGCCUCAAACCUGCCUUCCGUGUGAAGCCACGGACUCAGCCGGCAACCUGACCUUGGACUGUUUUACUGCAAAGCUUAGUGGCCUGCAGGUGGCUGUGGAGACUGCCAAUUUGAUUUUGGAUCUUUCAUAUGUCAUUGAAGAUAAAAACUGAUGUAAGAGAAUAGCAUGUUUAUAUUACAAAAAGAAAAACUAGUGACAUGUCAAUAAAGAAAAAUAUCGAGUGUA